Aaosphaeria arxii CBS 175.79 is the source of this 1222-nucleotide messenger RNA. RefSeq names its product Metallo-hydrolase/oxidoreductase. Bases 371 to 1222 code for a protein of 283 amino acids. The record is from RefSeq and is a predicted model, not a curated record. The transcript is spliced from 4 exons. NCBI's taxonomy places the organism in Eukaryota, Fungi, Ascomycota, Dothideomycetes, Pleosporales.
CCUCAUUCUCUCCAACAUCUCGCAAAAUAUCAUUACCCCAAAACAAGCAUUUGUAACUGCCCAUUUGGAAGACUCGGAUCAAUGGGGUCUUAUUCCAUCAUGUGGAUUGGUCAUGCAGUGGUGUGGGGCACAACAAGAGCUAUAGUCCACGGUUGGUAACAUUCGUAUAUUAUUACAUGGUCGUUUCCCACGGAAUUCGAACUUAGGACAAGAACCAUCCGCUGGACGGAUUGCCGAACUAUAAGGACGUUCCCCCCCGGAGUGGUCCGCACUGGGAUUAUAAUGCGAUUGUAGUUUGAAACAGUUGCGAGUAACCAUCGCGCGCGUUCAUUUCAAAUCCGUAGAAGAGGAAUCGAGAUAUACAGACAGUAUGGCAACAUCAAUAGAUCUGAUAAACCAAGCUCCAGAGGGAACCAAGCUAUGGUUUCUCCACCUUGGGAACCUCGAAUGCGAUGAAGGAUGGCUCAAACGCGCUGGCAACACCUCCUCCCUCUCGAACCCCAACCCCACGAACCUCCGCCGCAAACUCAUCAUGCUCGCGUACCUCAUCUCGCACCCAACCGAAGGCCUCAUACUCUACGAAACGGGCGCCGGCGCCGACUACCCGGAAGUCGUCGGCCCGCAAGUCAACGACGUCUUCACGCGGGUCGACUACACUCCCACCAUGGACCUCGCCGCACAGAUCGCCUCGACGGGCAACUCCAUAACCGACAUCAAGAUGGUGAUAAUCGGACACCUGCACCUCGACCACGCUGGGGGUCUUACCCCCUUCCGCAACACGGGGAUCCCCGUCCACGUGCACGAACUCGAGCUCAAGCACGCCUUCUACGCCGUCGCCACGCGCUCCGACCUCGGCGUCUACCUCCCCCACUACCUCACCUUCGACAUCAACUGGGUGCCCUUCCACGGGUCGUUCCUCGAGCUCGCGGCGGGGAUAAACAUCCACCAUUCCCCCGGCCACACCCCCGGGCUGAGUAUCUUGCAGCUUAACUUGAGGGAGUCCGGCACGUGGGUGUUCACGAGCGACCAGUAUCAUGUCAAGGAGAACUUUGAGCAGGAUUUGCCGCAGGGGUGGUUGGCGAGGGAUCACGAUGCGUGGGUGCGGAGCCAUCAGAUGAUUAAGGGGUUGAAGAGGAGGACGGGGGCGAAGGUCGUGCUGGGGCAUUGUUGGGAUACGGUGAGGGAGUUGGGGAUUGAGUUUGGGGGGAGGGCUUAUGAGUAG